This is a messenger RNA of Penicillium samsonianum, 1941 nucleotides long. RefSeq names its product NAPDH-dependent diflavin reductase (gene tah18). The record is from RefSeq and is a predicted model, not a curated record. Gene Ontology annotation, molecular function: FMN binding; NADPH-hemoprotein reductase activity; flavin adenine dinucleotide binding. Gene Ontology annotation, cellular component: cytosol. The transcript is spliced from 4 exons. The coding region runs from base 1 to 1941 and encodes 646 amino acids. Lineage: Eukaryota; Fungi; Ascomycota; Eurotiomycetes; Eurotiales; Aspergillaceae.
AUGGAGCGCAGAAUGGGCGACACCCAAAGUCCACGUCCCUUAGAACGGUCCGUGCUCAUUUUAUAUGGCUCCGAAACGGGCAAUGCGCAGGAAGUGGCCGAGGAAUUGGGUGCCUUGACCGAGCGGCUCCGUUUUGCGACACAUGUAUCCGAGUUGAAUCAAUGCAAGCCGGAAUCCCUUUUUUCAUACACACUCACCAUAUUUGUGGCCUCGACUACGGGACAGGGCGAUUUUCCGGCCAAUGCGCGGUCUUUUUGGAAGUCGCUCUUGUUAAAGAAGCUACCUGCUACCUUUUUGAAUGGCAUAAAUUUUACUUGUUUUGGGCUGGGGGAUAGCUCGUAUCCCAAAUUCAAUUGGGCGAUACGCAAGCUCUAUAAACGACUACAACAACUUGGUGCAAAUGAGAUCUACCCCACAGGCGAAGCAGACCAGCAACAUCCAGAAGGACUCGAGGGAACCUUUUUACCAUGGAUGACGGAUUUUCGAAAACAUUUGCUCGGUAGACAUCCUCUCCCUGCUGGACAGCACCCUAUCCCAAACGAUGUGCAGCUCCCACCAAAGUGGAAGUUGCAGUUUGCGGGAGAAAACGUUUCGGUCCCAACACCCCAAGCUGCCGUCGCAACUGAACAUCAAGCUUCUACGGAUGAAUAUCCGGGAUUACACCAUCUGGACCAUGACUCCCGACCCAUCCCACAUGCACUCCGCGCGACAUUGACUGAAAAUCGGCGCGUGACUCCGCGAAAGCAUUGGCAGGAUGUGCGCCAUGUUACCCUGACCGUCCCAGACUUUGUCUCUUACGUUCCUGGAGACAUGCUCGCCAUCACACCGAAAAGCUCUUCGGUUGAUGUCCAAACCCUUAUUGACUUGAUGGGUUGGAACGAUCAGGCAGAUCGACUAAUCUCUCUCGUUCCAACAGGAGAUACUCCAUCACCACCACCCAUUCCUGACCUCGACUCAUACCCCAACCUCACCCUCCGUGCCCUUCUCGUAGACUAUCUCGACGUCAAAGGAAUACCCCGCCGAUCCUUCUUCUCCACAAUUGCACACUAUACCAACGAUGAGAUGCACAAAGAACGGUUAUUAGAAUUUACAAACCCUGAAUAUCUCGACGAGCUAUGGGAUUACACGACACGCCCACGACGUAGUAUACUUGAGAUCCUGCAUGAGUUCGACACUGUCAAAAUCCCCUGGCAACACGCGAUAUCUGUUCUCCCGACCAUGCGCGCCCGCCAGUUUAGCAUUGCCAGCGGUGGAAAACGCAAGCAGACUGCUGAUGGCAAUACACAGUUCGAACUACUCAUUGCCAUUGUCAAAUACCAGACAGUGAUCAAGAGAAUCCGCGAGGGGGUCUGUACCAAAUAUCUCUCCAUCCUCCGGCCAGGUAGCACCCUCCAAGUCCAGCUCCAGCCCGGCGGUCUCAAGUCUUCAGCCCAACAACUCACCGCAGCAACCGUGCUCAUUGGACCGGGCACUGGAAUUGCGCCCCUCCGCUCCAUGCUCUGGGAGAAAGCGGCACUUGUGCAGGCUUAUCGUGAGCAAAAUCCCGGCGUCAAUCCACCAAUCGGCCCUACCAUUCUCUUGUACGGAGGUCGAAAUCGAGAAUCCGACUUCUUCUUCGAGAAAGAGUGGACAGAGCUCGGCAAGCUCAUCCCGCUGCAGGUACUUACUGCUUUUUCGCGUGAUCAGCAACGCAAGGUCUACGUGCAAGAUACUGUGCGUGAGAACUUCUCGCUCUUCUUCCGUGUUUUGCAUGAUAUGCAAGGGUCGGUUUAUAUUUGUGGUUCCUCUGGUCGCAUGCCUCAAGCUGUGCGCGAGGCGCUGAUCGAAGCCUUCCAGCAUGGAGGAGCUCCUUUACCGGGGCAGCCUUUCACCCGCUCCCAGGCCGAGGGCUAUCUCAUUGGCAUGGAACAAAUCGGCCGCUACAAACAAGAAACUUGGUGA